ACAGCCGGACAUAGUUCGGUGUCGGACUCACGUCUGUUUUGUCUACGAUAAGCUAGCCCAGGUCGCAACUAAGCUUUAAAGCCGUAACGUUUUUGGGAAACUGAAGCAAAAAAAAUCAAAUAAGAUGAAACCUGCAGUGGAUGAGAUGUUUCCGGAAGGAGCGGGUCCGUAUGUGGAUCUGGACGAAGCAGGGGGCAGCAGUGGUCUGCUGAUGGACCUGGCAGCCAAUGAAAAAGCGGUUCACUCAGACUUUUUUAAUGACUUUGAGGAUCUUUUCGACGACGACGACCUGCAGUGACCUGAACACCUGUGUGAUUUGUGUAUAUAGAGAAACAGUGAAAAUGGGCUUUUUCUGACUGUACCCUCUCUUUAUCGGCCUCUCUUAUUUUGUACAGCUCCUCCUCCUACAUGUCAACCCCCCAAAAACAUUCUAAAAUAAAUCCUUUUUUGUUUUUACAGAA
Molecule: messenger RNA, 461 nt
Organism: Solea senegalensis (Senegalese sole)
Lineage: Eukaryota; Metazoa; Chordata; Actinopteri; Pleuronectiformes; Soleidae
Product: COP9 signalosome complex subunit 9
Exons: 3
Coding region: 125-298 (57 amino acids)
Biological process (GO): negative regulation of protein neddylation
Source: RefSeq, a predicted model, not a curated record